Messenger RNA from Exaiptasia diaphana, 2775 nucleotides. RefSeq names its product peroxidasin homolog. The record is from RefSeq and is a predicted model, not a curated record. The coding region runs from base 101 to 2203 and encodes 700 amino acids. The transcript has 12 exons. Lineage: Eukaryota; Metazoa; Cnidaria; Anthozoa; Actiniaria; Aiptasiidae. Gene Ontology annotation, molecular function: protein binding.
UAAGCAAACACAACUCCUUCGAGCCAUUGGCGAUAGCCAACGAGUCUCACACUAAAGGUUUAGAAGAACCCAAGAUUUAGAGGACUUUGUUAUAUCAAAGAUGGCCUGCAUGGGCAUUACACUGGCUCUUAUCCUAACGUGUGCCUUGUAUCCAACAUAUGCAAAAGUUACAGUUUCCCCUAACACUGGAAAUAUAGUUCCGCCCAAGAAUAUCGAMAUCAAAUGUUCGAUAAGCAGCCCAGAUUCUUUUGAUGGUUGGUACCGAGAUGGUACAAAAAUCASCGAUUCUUCAUCAGCGCGAGUACGAGUAGAAAAGAGAACCAGUUCUGAUUAUUACCUUGUCGUCACCAACACAAAACUGAGUGAUGGUGGUUCAUAUCAAUGCAGAGGCAGUACUGGUGCAAGCGAGACUUUUACACUUGAUAUUCAGUUCGAUACCAAAAGCGUCAAAAGAACUCAAUACAUUCGAAUUGGYAACAACGAUCGGAUAGUCGUGGACGUUGCCGGGCGACCUCAACCAUCGUUUACAUGGAAAAGAGAUGGAAARACCGUUGAUAUGACUUCAGGACGUUACAGUCAAAACUCCCAAGGCACCGUAUCAAUAAAGGAUGUUAGAAUUGCAGAUAAAGGAAAUUAUACCUUACGAAUUGUUCAAAACCUAAUAUCUGAGAAUUUGAAAAUCGAAGUCAUCGCUUUUGAACCACCCAUCAUGACCGAAGUACCCCUGCCAGCCACAAGAUACCUUACAGUAGGAUUCAAUACAACCUUCCAUUGCAAAGCUAAAGGAUACCCACCACCAACUUAUCAAUGGUUGAACAGAGCUAAUAAUCCUAUUGAUAUAACAAACCCACGGUUUAUUCCUGAUGGAGAGUAUUUCCACAUCGUUAAUAUACAGCUUAGUGACAAAGGGAAAUACACCUGUGUCGCUAGUAACGUCCAAUAUUAUAAAGUCAAUGCUAGUGCUGAAAUUAGCGAGGUUUAUGUCCGCCCUACCAUCCAAGAACAGUACCUUAAAGAUGAAAUCGUUGAACGAGGUGAGAAGGCGGAUCUGGACUGUGUCGCUGAUGGGACGCCAACUCCAACRGUCAGAUGGAUGAGAGAUGGUCGUUUCGAUAUGCGUCAAGAGAUAACGAAACGACGUAGCAUCAUACGUAUUCGAGAAGCUCGUAUGACUGACAUGGGCAAAUACCAGUGUGAGGCUACGAACCUGGCACGUGACCAACAAGGUCGUAUUAUUGUGGCUGAUGCAACAAUGGGCCUGUACAUCAAAUCUAGGCCAAUAAUCAACAAGAARGGAACUCAAACUACUGUCUACUCAUAUCUUGGUAAUCCAAAACCAGUUUACAUCAGAUGUAAUUUCGAAGGUUACCCGUUCCCUAACGUUACUAUCUGGUUUGAUAACAUCCAAAUCGCCAACGGAACCGAGGUAGCAAUCUUUGACAUCAUCACAAACGAGUUGGAAGACUUUGGAGACUAUUAUUGUUGGUCUUGGAAUCUUCACGGUUCGAAUAAUGUUACUGUUCAGCUGUUACACGCAAAGGCUCCCGCUAGACCCACUAAUGUAGUAGCUAAUGUGACAUGCAAUUCUGUCAAGCUAACGUGGGAUGAACCUAAGGACACUGGAGGCAUGCAAAUAGUUCAUUAUGUAAUWGAGUAUGACGGCAAGCGAUGGAAUACUGAAGACACUUAUCCAGAGUACUAUAUAGAGAACCUGAAGCGCAAUAAGGUGUAUACCAUACAGAUACGAGCGCGUAAUAAGAUGGGCGUUGGCGACCACGAGACUGUUACCAUCACUACAAAGGAAUACUGUCGACCAGGUCAYCCGAUUAUUUGGCAUCCAAUCCAAACUGUGAUCAAGGAUACAAUGUUUUUCCUGAGAUGGAAAGUACCUGAUGAUAAUGGAGGUGAUCCGAACAUUCGAUAUAAAGUGGUAAUAAACGAGGACCUCGACGAUGGACCAUAUCCAACAAGUGAUGAAAUCAUAGGUGUUACAGAGUAUUACGUACAUGAGUUAAAGUUCGGUAUGAAGUACUAUAUCGAAGUAUUUGCUAUGAACCAAGGUGGAACAAGUGAUCCUGCUAUUGGUCUUUAUGAAGUAGAUAAGAUUGGACUCACAUCACCACUUGGCAGCUCUUCGUGUCUGACGUUCAACCUAGUUACUAUGCUCUGCUCUUUCAUAAGCYUAGCUUUAUUAAUCGUAUAAACAAGCAAAAUGAGUGAGCAUGGUUUGAAMCGAACUUCCAGUCAGCACUGUGUCCARUGACGUCAAGCUAUGGACCAGGCUGCUUCAUACAUGCUAUUUAGUGUAGCAUACUCAACUAGCUUCUGUAUAAAUGUCAUUUUAUAUUCUACAAACUCCUUUUAUAUUUACUAUUAGAAAGCUCAUCAUUUUAUAAAUCAAAAAAAUAGAACAAAUGUUAACUUAAAAUUCUCAAUAGACACGCAUUCGUCACGCCAUGCGUUAUGUGAUGUUGUGUGACAGAUGUAAUAACCUUAUGACGGUCUGCUUUCGUGCUUAAGUUAUGUACAGUUGAUAGUUAAACCGACAAUGUGUGAAAAUAGCCAACAAAUAUAAUCUAUAUCUUAUAGAUUUUAAUGUUUUAAACGAUCUUUUUUGACAACCCAAAGAUCGGUCUUUCAGAUCACGUGAUUUUGACAAUAUAUUAACUUUAAAUAAUAAAUGUAUACUUUUGAUAUUCAUAGUUACUAGGUGUAUUUGUAGGUUUGAAUAUACUGUAUCUAUCAGAAAUAAACUUAAAAUACCAAGUUACGCCA